GACGAGAUAAGAGCGCAGAUGCCGAAGCUCCGGUAGUCUCCGCACAGCAGCCGCAGUGGCUUCUCGGGAGGGUCAACACAUUGCAGCAGAAUAGAGGACUCCUAUGGACGUGCUUAGGCUUCACGGGCUGGUGUUUUCCCUGCUACUAAUCGAAGCAUCAAGCGCAAUUCCUCAGGCGCCACCUUGUACAGUGCCUCCACCAGAGCUUCCGAAUGGCACUUGCAUCCCAGUGCCGGAGCAACGCAUGGCCUUGUACAAUUGCUUGGAGGGCUUCUGGAUCAGUGGUUCCGAAAGCCUCACCUGCGUAACGUCAAGUGACGGCAACGACAUUUGGCUGCCUGAGGAUUGGCCUCAGUGUCAUCUCAUUGAGGAAUGCCCUGACAUAGAACUGGAAAACGGCUACUACGAUGGUGAUUGCUGUGCACCUGGUGACGAGGCCUUUUUCUUUUGCAACGACGAAGAACGCUACAGGCUGUUGGGAGAAAAAUCGGCUGUCUGCCUUCAGAGCGGUAACUGGAGCGCUCCGAUACCUACAUGUCAAGAUACCUAUUGCAAAGACCCCGGGACGAGCGAGAAGGGUAUUCGAUACCUCUUCAAAGGAAGCACGCUCUACGACGACUGUUCACCCGAUGGUUGCGCCCCUGAGAUUGUCGCUUCCUACCUGUGUGACGAAAACUUCGAGCUGGUGGGCGAGAGGACCAUUACUUGCACCGAGAACGGGACUUGGACUCAUACAAGGCCAAAGUGCCGGCCACACAGUUAUUGCGACGAUUUCCACGUCGUGAACGGUGAAGUUUUCGGCGAACGCUCUGGGGGCGAGUACUUCACACCUGGAGACAGUGCCUUCAUCACCUGUGCACCAGGAUAUCGCGUCAACGGAACAGAUCAACUGUACUGCGAAGAGGAGGGUUUUUGGGACGACGACGUGCCUACUUGCGUUGAGUCUACCUGCACUCGCUUCGAGCCCGCUCCGCACCUCAUCGUUUAUGAGUUCCUGAAUGACAACAGAACUUCAUUUGCCGAGGGAACAGCCAUAAACUUCAAUUGCGAGGUUGGUUACCAACUGCGUGGGGCAGUCUUCAGCACUGUGUGCAAAAAUGGCGGCUGGAUCGGCCGGCUGCCCAAAUGCGAAGAGAUCCGCUGUGGUCCUCUGAGGGCCCCUGUGCACGGGUCGAUGAGAGGCAAUUACUCUACGGCAGUAGACGCCACAGUUGAGUUUGGCUGCUUUCAAGGAUACACACUGCUGGGUCCGAGCAGACGCACGUGUGGUUUUAAUGGCCAAUGGGAUGGCGAGCCGGUACGCUGCAUAUCCAACGCACUGUUGGCAUCACAGCGUCGUAAUGGUUGCGAGGACCCAGGCACUCCCGACAAUGGUGUCCGAUACGGAAGGCCUUCGUACUCUGUUGGUAGCCAUAUCAAGUUCGCCUGCAACCCUGGAUACUACAUGCGGGGGAACGACACCAUACGCUGCGAAGAAAAUCGACAAUGGUCAGCUCGUAUCCCACUAUGUCUCGGAAAAUUUUACUACGACACGCCACGUUCCGUGAACAAUAUCAUUACACAGGAGGUGGGCGCUAUUUCUAAGCCGGCCAACACUACUGUCAUCGACAAUGGCAAAGCAGAAGGACGGACUAUCAAUUUAAAUAAGGAGAAUGUGUACCCGCAUUAUGUGUACUUCCUCUUUGAUGGCUCCACAAGUAUUGGACAGAAGAACUUCCGGACAGGAAUCAGCCUGGCGAAAGCCAUUACCCGAAAGCUCAACGUGAACCACACCGAACAUCGUGUCGGCGCCAUUGUUUUUAAUAAAACCGCCGAAUGGGGAAUUCGUCCUGACGAGAAUGCAAAUGAGGAAAAUGUGCUUAAAAAAUUUGACGCACUGAAGUUUACGAGUGGCGGCACAUCCAUCAGUGCAGCGCUGAAACUGUUGACAGAGAGCAUUGCGCGCACCAGACACAAGAACCGAGCCAUAAAGUUCGCCGCAUUUCUUAUUACAGAUGGUAAAGCGAACAUUGGGGGAGGUGCGGAGAAGGAUGCCGAUAUGCUGAAGAAGCAGUAUGGUGUGGACGUAUAUUGCAUAGGCAUCACGGGAGCACUGCACAUGGAAACGUUAAACAAGAUUGCCUCCAAACAAGAGAACGUCUUCGUACUGCGAAACUACGAUUCCCUACAAUGGCUGGCCGACACAUUGACAAAUGGCACUAUCGAUUACAGUGUAUGCGGUGUCAGCUACAGCCACGAUCCAGAGACUGGACUCGACGUCGAUGACAGAAAGGCUGAAGGGCGCAUUCUUGGUGGGACUCAGGUUGUGACCGUUUGGCCUUGGAUGGUGGAGAUAGGCCUCGUGGGAGAAAGUGAAGCAUUGUGUGGUGGUACCAUAAUACAUAAGAAGUUCGUGCUCACGGCUGCCCACUGCAUGCAUUCAAAGAACGCCACAAGGAACGAGUUCACUGCCGGGAACCUGCGGCUGCGGGCGGGACUCAUCGCUCGGAAUGUCAAAAACGUGACGAAACUUCAAGUGCAGCGCAUCAUCAUGCACGAGCAAUACAAUCGCCUGAACGAUACUUUCCACAACGACAUCGCCCUACUGCAGCUAAAAGAAGAAAUCUCCUUCGUGCGUGAUGUACGUCCCAUCUGUUUGCCACCCCCUAAAGAUCAAAUGCGAGGGAAGGUUUUUUACAAGAAAGAUGCGACUGCCUUUGUCAUCGGUUGGGGUGAGGACGGAAUCCGUAAAGGGAAGUCGAGAAGCCACUUGAUGCAGUUGGAAACAAAAAUUGCUUCUUGUUCAAGUAACGCACCAAACCUCCACGAAGGAAUGAUGUGCUCCAGUUCAAGCAAAGGCGACGUAUGCAAUGGCGAUAGCGGUGGUCCACUUAUGCAGGGUGUUCACAGCGAUGAGAAAAUAUGGACGCAGGUGGGCAUUGUCAGCUGGGGUAAAGGAGCCUGCAGUAAGAACAAAACCUCAUACUACACGGACGUCUCUUUCUACAUCAAAUGGAUUCAGAGCCACAUCACGAAUGCUAGUAUACCCGCAGCCCCCAAGGAAGCUCCAUAAGCCGCUUCUGCAGCCACGGCAGUGGUGUGACCGGCGGCGUCAGCCUGGGAAUGAAUUGCGGCCUGCCAUCCUUGUGAAGUUUCGUUGUAUUAGAAGUUUAUGAGAUUUAUAUACAUGUACAAUACAAAAUAUGGCAAUGGCAAUAUAUUUGAUGACAGAUACACGAACGAAUCAAUACAACCCUGGCUUUCCUUUGCCUAGUUACUUUGAACGCUACGAGCAGUUAUAGUGAACUUCAACUCUUGCACGCCUGUCUCUGCUAUUUCUGGGUAUAUUGCCGCGCGACUUGAUUUGUAGCCUUAUAGGAUGGCAGUGCAAUGAAUGCUAGAAGGUGAGAUCGAGUUAAGUUUCUCUUUUUAAAAAAGUAUAUCAAUCAGAAUUCGGCACUAAGAAAAAAAUCAGUGAUUGUAUUCUCAUCUGCAGUUUCCUGCACUUUUUCGCAUGCUAAGCUAUGUUAUUCAGGUACUGUACUGUUUAGUGAUGGCAGAACCUUGAAUAUAACAACAACAAUAUCGCAGAAACAAAACCAACAGCAGCGCGAACAAAAUAAAAGAACUCGGAAUAAUUAAAAGGUUGGA
Rhipicephalus sanguineus (brown dog tick) is the source of this 3630-nucleotide messenger RNA. RefSeq names its product complement factor B. Lineage: Eukaryota; Metazoa; Arthropoda; Arachnida; Ixodida; Ixodidae. Gene Ontology annotation, molecular function: serine-type endopeptidase activity. Gene Ontology annotation, cellular component: extracellular region. Bases 104 to 3052 code for a protein of 982 amino acids. Gene Ontology annotation, biological process: complement activation; proteolysis. The record is from RefSeq and is a predicted model, not a curated record. The transcript is spliced from 19 exons.